Macrosiphum euphorbiae (potato aphid) is the source of this 1017-nucleotide messenger RNA. NCBI's taxonomy places the organism in Eukaryota, Metazoa, Arthropoda, Insecta, Hemiptera, Aphididae. The record is from the annotation of a GenBank genome assembly.
AUGUUUAGUAACUGCAACAUGAGAAAGGCGUGUGGCACGACGGUGGGCUUUUUCGGCAUCGCAUUCGUCAUAAUUUUCAUACUUAUACCUGCUAUUUGGCGUUAUUCACCUUCAAUUCAAAAGAGUAUGAUAUUCCUGAACCAUGACCAUAUGCCUGAGAUACAGAAUUAUAGUCAUCCGGAAGUUUAUGGCUUGGAUGGAACGAGAAAUUUUUACAUUGAUACAAAAGACAAUGUAACAUUAGGAGUGUGGCAUCUAUUACCAAGUAAUUUGUUUGUAAAAUACGGAGCAAACGAAUCGAAUUACGAACUACUUUUGAGUCACGGGGAACCGAUUAUCAUAUACAUGCAUGGUAACUCCGGUGCUCGGUCGAACAAUCAACGGAUAGAAUUGUAUCGCAAGCUCCGGGAUAUCAACUGUCACGUGAUAGCCGUAGACUACAGAAGUUAUGCCGAUUCUACAGAUGUCGAAAUCGACGAGACCGGCUUAGUGUCGGAUGUGAUGGAGACAUUUAAAUGGGUUUACAUACGCGCACAUGGAGCACCGAUCUUUGGUUGGGGCCACUCUCUGGGCACUGGAAUUGGAGCACACGCGUUUUCGUUAUUGGAAAAAGAAAACAUCUAUCCCCAUGGACUUAUUUUAGAAGCUCCAUUCAAUAAAAUGAGUGAAGCAAUUAGAGAGUAUUCAACUACUAAGGUUCUCCGCUAUUUCCCUUGGUUUGAUUUUUUCAUUAUUGAUUCAGUCACUGAAAAUGGAAUUGUUUUUGAUACAGAACAAAACUUAAAAAACGCGAAAGUUCCAGUGCUGAUAUUACAUGCUCGAGAUGAUAUUAUAAUACCAUACCAGCUCAGUGAAAACUUGUAUAAUUAUAUUACGGCAAGUCGGAAAAGUGAACUGACUGAACUCGUUUUGUAUGAAGCCAAGUAUGGUUUUGGCCAUCAGUUUAUAUGUCGGGAUAAUGAAAUCGAAAAAAAAAUUGAGAAAUUUAUACAGAAAUGUCUAAAAAUGACGUCUUGA